CCAGAACUGUGCAUACCGAAAAAAGAACGAGCAAGUCACCCAACACGAGGCUGACAUCACUCCAACUGGGAUGCACGACGAACGAUCCAAUCCUUCCAGUUCCUCUCGGAAAUUACUACCAAGCAGUUCACGGCGGGACCGUGACCACCAAAGAGAACGCAGAAGACGCAAGGAGUAUGACAGUCGUCAUACUCACUACCAUGAUCGGGACGAUCCCCGGGCUCGUUCCUCUUCCCCUGUGGACAGACCUUCCAAACGUGCACGAGUGGAGGGGAGCAGCAAGGGAAAAGGAAAAGAGCUUGUCCGAGGUGAUGAUGAAAUCGAACUGGGGGAGAUCGAGGUCGGAAAGAAAAUACAACACGGUAUUGGGGACGACUUCAUACCAUUCGAGGUUGGCGAGGAUGGGGGUGCGGCAUACCAGCACGAACAACUAGAUGCACGCCCGAAGGGAAAGGAAGUAGAGCGCGAAUGGGAUAAGGGAAAACUAUUACAUGGACAUGAUGGAGACAGCCGGAGCAGAGGUACCAAGAGGAAACACGAUGACCUUUCCGACGACGACGGUCGUACCUAUAAACGAACGUGGCCUGUAGCAAGGUCAGCUCCAUGGGUCAACAAUGUCGAUUGGGACGGUUGUCGUAAUGUUGCAGAGUUGCUACAUCGUGAAGUGGAAGCCUUCGUGAAAUACAUGUCGCCUACCCCUGUUGAAGACGAGGUUCGAACUCUCAUUGUGUCACUGGUUUCAAGAGCAAUCACAUCCGCAUUCCCUGACGCACGAAUAUCGCCGUUUGGUAGCUACGAAACCAAGCUAUACCUUCCCGACGGCGAUAUCGACCUUGUAGUAGACUCAGAAAGCAUGGCGCACAGCAACAAGGUUCAUGUCUUAUACGCCCUCGCGAACACCAUCAAGCGAGCCGGAAUCACCUCAAAAUUCACCGUCAUCGCCAAAGCAAAAGUGCCCAUCAUCAAAUUCGUCACGAAUUACGGGAGAGUCAACGUAGACAUAAGUAUCAACCAGGGGAACGGUAUUACUGCAGGCAAGGUCAUCAACGGAUUCCUACGAUACAUGGAUGGUUGUGGGUCCGCAUUGCGCAGUCUGGUAUUGGUUGUAAAAGCGUUCCUCAAUCAACGGGGGAUGAACGAAGUUUUCACGGGUGGUCUGGGAAGUUACAGCAUAGUGUGCCUUGCUAUAAGCUUCCUGCAGAUGCACCCAAAAAUCAGGAGAGGCGAAAUAGAGGCGGAGAAAAACCUUGGGAUCCUCGUCAUGGAAUUUUUCGAGUUAUUCGGCCGCUAUUUCAACUAUGAAGAGGUCGGAAUAUCCGUUAGGAAUGGCGGCGGGUACUUCAGCAAGCGACAAAGGGGAUGGUAUGAUUCAGUGAAAAGCAACCUCCUUUCCGUGGAAGACCCAAUCGAUCCUACGAAUGACAUAUCGAAGGGCUCGUAUGGUAUUGCUAAAGUACGACAGACGUUUGCUGGUGCCCAUGAAAUUAUGCUGGCCAAUGCAUUUCAUCGGGCCGGGAUUCUCAACUCUCGUCGAGAACGACGUGAUAUUCCCUUGCGCCCGCACCGUGAUCCUGGUGACCUGAGUAUUCUGUCGAAGAUCCUAGGUGUCACUCAGGAGGUACGUCGCGCACACUGAUUAAAAACGUCGACGUGAUGAGCUUCUUCCCAGACUAUCAACAAUAGACGGCUC
This is a messenger RNA of Pisolithus orientalis, 1690 nucleotides long. RefSeq lists its product as uncharacterized. The coding region runs from base 71 to 1636 and encodes 521 amino acids. Gene Ontology annotation, cellular component: TRAMP complex; nucleolus. Gene Ontology annotation, biological process: RNA 3'-end processing. NCBI's taxonomy places the organism in Eukaryota, Fungi, Basidiomycota, Agaricomycetes, Boletales, Pisolithaceae. Gene Ontology annotation, molecular function: poly(A) RNA polymerase activity; mRNA binding. The transcript is spliced from 4 exons. The record is from RefSeq and is a predicted model, not a curated record.